GCCAAAAGGAGUGAAUUAUUCGAACAAGCUAUUCAAGAUGUUACGAUUGUCCUAAAAACGGUUAUAAUUUUUGUUAAAAAUUGUAGAACGGAUGUUUUAUUUAAUGAAUUUUUACAGGAAUGGACUGGUGUAAAAUCUUCAGCAAAUAAAAAUACAUAA
Dentiscutata erythropus is the source of this 159-nucleotide messenger RNA. The record is from the annotation of a GenBank genome assembly. Lineage: Eukaryota; Fungi; Glomeromycota; Glomeromycetes; Diversisporales; Gigasporaceae.